AAAAAAAAGGCGGAGGGUAAGAAUCACGAGACGACGUCGUUCUGUGUGGACAUUGUCACUGAGGAUUCCUUCUACGAGAAUUUGACCCUCGGUGUGGUCAAGAUUCUCGAGAGCUCGCCGUGCGUGAGAAACGUGCGAAUCGAGAGACGAAACGGUUGCGAAUCCGGUGCCAUAACCAGCUGGGAGCAACGCCAUUGUUGCGCGCUUCCCGAGGACAUCCGGAAUUUCUACGCCUCCAUCGAUGGCUUCCUACUGCAAUGGAAUCUCGAUAUAGCUGGCGAGGAAUUUCCAAUAGGUCGGAUGGAGAUCGGUACUCUUUCGUCGCUGAAAAGGUACGCUGGCAAAGAUCGGCAGACGGGGGGACCGUCGACGCAGGAUUUGUCGGGGACCCAAACUGCGGAGCCGCAAGACGCUACGUUCUCUGGAGAUUCACGCGACUGCAAGUUGUUCGAGAUCGGCCAGUGUUUUCCGGGAGCCGAAAAUGGCCGAAUCUACUUGGCGUAUCGUUCCAAGCAGGAGCAGGACACGCCCGGCAUUUGGCUCCAUCGGGGUGGCGGCUGGUACCACCUGGCCGACAAUUUUACCACGUACUUUCGCAUGAUGCUGGUCCAUUUGGGCCUGCCACUAUGGCAAUGUUGCGUGGCCGGACUGCCUCUGCCCACCUGGGUCGAGCAGGCGUAUUUUCUGGUCGGACCUCAUCUACUGCCGUCCACUGUCGAGCCCACCGAGACCAUGUCCGCUUCAUUAUGGAACAACGGGCCUGUCAACGUUCUCGAUCCGGCCAUCUUCAAGGCCAAGGAUGGCAAACAGAGGAACGCUCGCAAAAAGUGAGCUCAUUAUGAUGGUACUUAUUAUAUAAUAAUGGCACUUGAAGUUUUUAAGGGGAGGGGUCAAAGUUCCACUUAAGGUCAGGCUA
Pogonomyrmex barbatus (red harvester ant) is the source of this 916-nucleotide messenger RNA. RefSeq names its product tubulin polyglutamylase complex subunit 2. Gene Ontology annotation, biological process: protein polyglutamylation. The record is from RefSeq and is a predicted model, not a curated record. NCBI's taxonomy places the organism in Eukaryota, Metazoa, Arthropoda, Insecta, Hymenoptera, Formicidae.